Molecule: messenger RNA, 840 nt
Organism: Coregonus sp. 'balchen'
Lineage: Eukaryota; Metazoa; Chordata; Actinopteri; Salmoniformes; Salmonidae
Source: the annotation of a GenBank genome assembly
AUGAAGGAGAAGAUUGAGGUGAUGAGUAAAACAAUAUCAGCAUCACUGUAUGGUUCAGAACCUGUAUGGUUCAGAUUGAACCUGUAUGGUUCUGAACCCAACCCCACAGCAGUAUAACUCUAUUAUGUAUGGUUCUGAACCCAACCCCAGAGCAGUAUAACUCUAUUCUAUAUGGUCCUGAACCGAACCCCACAGCAGUAUAACUCUAUUCUGUAUGGUUCUGAACCCAACCCCACAGCAGUAUAACUCUAUUCUAUAUGGUUCUGAACCCAACCCCACAACAGUAUAACUCUAUUCUGCAUUGUUCUGAACCUAACCCCACAGCAGUAUAACUCUAUUCUGUAUGGUUCUGAACCCAACCCCACAGCAGUAUAAUUCUAUUCUGUAUGGUUCUGAACCCAACCCCACUGCAGUAUAACUCUAUUCUGUAUGGUUCUGAACCCAACCCCACAGCAGUAUAACUCUAUACUGUAUGGUUCUGAACCCAACCCAACAGCAGUAUAACUCUAUUCUGUAUGGUUCUGAACCCAACCCCACAGCAGUAUAACUCUAUUCUGUAUGGUUCUGAACCCAACCCCACAGCAGUAUAACUCUAUUCUGUAUGGUUCUGAACCCAACCCCACAGCAGUAUAACUCUAUUCUGUAUGGUUCUGAUCCCAACCCCACAGCAGUAUAACUCUUUAUUGAUCUUCCAGAACCAAGAACACAGGGUCAGAUCCAGAUCUUGUUUCAGGAGCGCUGAUCGAUGUGGCAAAGCACCUGGGCAACCUGCAGUUCACAGUCUGGGAGAAGAUAUGGAAUAUGGUCCAAUUCAGUGAGUAUUGCCUUAUGACUAAAUAA